Messenger RNA from Hemibagrus wyckioides, 2715 nucleotides. RefSeq names its product succinyl-CoA:glutarate-CoA transferase (gene sugct). The record is from RefSeq and is a predicted model, not a curated record. NCBI's taxonomy places the organism in Eukaryota, Metazoa, Chordata, Actinopteri, Siluriformes, Bagridae. Gene Ontology annotation, molecular function: catalytic activity. The transcript is spliced from 14 exons. Bases 29 to 1363 code for a protein of 444 amino acids.
UCUACGAGGACAACGCUUUGUGGACAACAUGUCGCUGGAGUCUUGCAGUAAAUUAUUCUCCCGAAUUAAGAGACUGCGACCCUGUCUUCUUGACUUGAAGACCGGCUGUCCGUAUGUCAUAAGGGGUUUCACGUCCGAGCUGAAAGGUGUGAAGCAGAUUAAACCACUAGAUGGCAUCAGAGUCUUAGACCUCAGCAGAGUCCUGGCUGGUCCUUUUGCCACUAUGAUCCUGGGAGAUUUGGGGGCAGAGGUCAUAAAAGUUGAGCGACCAGGACCUGGAGAUGACACAAGAGCAUGGGGACCUCCGUUUGUACGUGAGGAGAGUGCCUAUUUCCUGAGUGUGAACAGGAAUAAAAAGAGCAUUGCUGUUAAUCUUAAAGAUCCGAAGGGGGCCAAACUGAUCACAGAGCUUGCCAGAAAUUGUGAUAUACUGGUGGAAAACUAUCUUCCCGGUAAACUGGAUGAGAUGGGACUCGGCUAUAAGGAUAUGAGUGAAGCAGCUCCACAUAUUAUCUACUGUUCCAUCACAGGUUAUGGUCAGACUGGACCCAAGUCACACAAACCAGGAUAUGACUCGAUAGCAUCUGCUGUGUCAGGGAUGAUGCACAUCACAGGUCCUGAGGACGGGGAUCCAGUAAGGCCUGGAGUUGCCAUGACAGAUCUAGCUACUGGACUGUAUGCUCAGGGAGCAGUGAUGGCUGGCCUGCUGCAGAGACAGAAAACUGGACGAGGUCUUCACAUCGACUGCAACCUGCUCUCAUCUCAGGUGGCUUGCCUCACUCACAUUGCUGCGAACUUCCUCAAUGCGGGAAAAGAGGCUAGAAGAUGGGGAACAGCUCACGAGAGUAUCGUCCCAUAUCAGGGCUUCAAGACAAAAGAUGGAUACAUUAUUGUGGCUGCUGGGAAUGAUCAUCAGUUUGUCAAAGUGUGCAAAGUCCUGAACCUGAACGAGCUAGCAGAAAAUCCCAAGUACAAGACCAACACGCUACGAGUCCAGCACCGCAAAGAGCUGCUGCAGCUCCUGGCUGAGAGGUUCUCUGAGGAGUCUACAGCUAAGUGGCUGAGAUGUUUCGAGGGCACCGGAGUCCCCUGUGGCCCCAUUAACACCAUCCAGCAGGUGUUCUCCGACCCACAGGUGGUUCAUAAUGGCCUCAUUUCGGAGAUGGACCACCCAACAUCAGGAAAGAUUGCAGUGCCAGGUCCUGCUGUCCGAUUCAACAGUUUUGAGUUCGACAAGCCAGCUCCGCCCCCUGUGAUUGGUCAGCACACAGUCGAGGUCCUGAAGGGCAUCCUGGGCUACAGCGAUGAUGUCAUCAACCAGCUGCUGACUUCACAGACCGUCACUCAAAAUCCCGUUUACUAACGGCAACGCACAAGGCAUGGCCGAGUCCACUCCCAAAACACGACCACACAGCCUCCUCUUACCAAAUAAACACUCUUGCUCUUUAACACACACACAUGCACAAUGACCUGACACUAAGGGAGAAAUAUUGUUCCACCUCCCACACUCGCCGGUUAUGUUUAAGAAAUUAAUCGGCCAAAAAAGCCAACCCGAAAGCAAGCCGCAAAUGUAACAAUAACAACAGAAUGACGCAUGAGGAGGCUCGGAGGGUCUGGCCUGCCAGUUGGCGUGUCCAGUGGAAUGCGGUCUGGCUCCAGUGACCUGCGCUCACAUUCACAUCACCUCACACUCUUCUUCCUGUUUUAUUGAUCAAUAACGUAUGCAGACUCCCUGCUGGAUAAGCUUUCAAAUCAAACAUUCAGUAAUGGGAAAGACGGAAAAUCUGUUCCUCAGCUCUUUGGGCUGUUAAACUUUCAAGCUCAGUUUUCAUCACCAUUUUGGCGAAAAUUCACAAUCUCUGACUAAAGGCCAAGCCUAGCGUGGAAAUACCCUACGGCACACGUGGAAAUACCCUACGGCAGACGAUAAACGGCACACCUCAUAACGUUCGCCUCGUCUGAGAUAGGUCCAGUCCAACAAAGUGGACAAAACAAAACAGAAGUGCGUCUGUGACUGGAAACAUACUUUAAAAAUACUUUUUAUCUAUUGGUCACUUCUUGUAAUCGCCUUCACUACGCUUUUACUUAGAAGCAGACAUCACCUCUCUCAGGAGGCAUUGGACUUUGUCCAAGUGUGACAAAGGCUGUUUUUACACCUACCCAAACAAACCACACCAUGAAGCUACUAUUCAUUUAAUUCGUGGUUUAAUUCAAACAAGAGAGCGAUCGUAGUCAUAUGCUUUCGUUUACAGUCAGAAUGAUUUCAUAAUUUAAUCCACAAAACAUUUUUAAGUUCCUCUCGAUUUAUUUUUAGAUUUGACUCGUUUGUGUUGGGUUUUUUUGUUUUUUCUUCCUCCUUCUGAGUCAUAUGCAGGACUAUAUUUAGUAGGUGACAUCAUAGCUAGGAAAGUACCAAAUGAAAUCAGGCAGAAAGCUUCCGUCAGCUUCCCUUUAACCCCAAAGUGCCGAAACUGACCUUCCUGCAAAACUACAUCUAGUUCACAAUGUUUACCAAUUUUUUAUAUGCACUAUGUUUGUGAAGUUCGCUUAUGUCGGGUAUUAGAUUUUUGCUUACUUGUUUGUUUUUCUCUAAGAUGAUUGUUAUAUUUUUAAAUCUAAUAGGCGUAAUUUAAUGACACUCAUUACAUGUGGGCACAAAAUCCAAUAUUACACACUACUUUUUUUCGUUUGUGUGUGUGUGUGUGUGUGUGUGUG